Molecule: messenger RNA, 1090 nt
Organism: Saccoglossus kowalevskii
Lineage: Eukaryota; Metazoa; Hemichordata; Enteropneusta; Harrimaniidae
Product: large ribosomal subunit protein uL18-like
Biological process (GO): translation; ribosomal large subunit assembly
Cellular component (GO): cytosolic large ribosomal subunit; ribosome
Molecular function (GO): 5S rRNA binding; structural constituent of ribosome
Source: RefSeq, a predicted model, not a curated record
CUUAAGAGCAUGCGCAUAAACGUACGGUCUUUUUUUGGGCAGCCAUCAGCCUGCAGCCGAGCUAUCUGUGAAGUCCUCACGAUUUGAGGCUCCCAGAAAUCAAAAUGGGAUUUGUUAAAGUUGUGAAAAAUAAAGCGUAUUUUAAAAGAUACCAAGUGAAGUUCCGACGUAGGAGGGAGGGUAAAACCGAUUACUAUGCUCGUAAACGCCUCGUGGUUCAAGACAAGAACAAGUACAACACACCUAAGUAUCGAUUGAUUGUGCGAUUCACCAAUAAGGACAUAAUAUGCCAGGUAGCGUACGCCAGGAUAGAGGGAGACAUCAUCAUAUGUGCUGCAUAUGCUCAUGAACUUCCUCGCUAUGGCGUGAAGGUCGGGUUGACUAAUUAUUCUGCUGCCUAUUGUACUGGCUUGUUAGUAGCUCGUAGGCUCCUAACAAAAUUUGAAUUAGCUGAUCUGUAUAAAGGACAAGAAGAAGUUGAUGGAGAUGAAUACACUGUUGAAUCUGAAGAUGGAAAGCCAGGAGCAUUCCGAUGUUUCUUAGAUGUUGGUCUGGCACGUACCACCACUGGUGCCAGGAUAUUUGGUUGCUUGAAAGGUGCUGCUGAUGGUGGAUUAGACAUUCCACACAGUGUUAAACGCUUUCCAGGGUAUGACAACGACGGCAAGGAAUUUCAUGCUGACAUCCACCGUAAACAUAUAUUUGGUGGUCAUGUUUCUGACUACAUGAAAAUGUUGCAAGACGAUGAUGAGGAAGCUUACAAACGGCAGUUUUCUCAAUACAUCAAACAGAACAUCACCCCAGAUAGUGUUGAGGAAAUGUACAAAAAAGCGCAUGCAGCUAUCAGAGCCGAUCCUGUUCAUAAACCAAAACCAAAAAGAGACGUCAAACCUAAACGAUGGAACCGUGCUAGUCUAUCAAAAGCACAGCGUGAUGAUCGGGUACGACAAAAGAAGGCCUCCCACCUGAGGGCUAGAGAAAAAGAAUAAAUAAAAUAAAACUGACAAAUGAACAUUUGAAUUUCCCAUCCUCUGGACCCGUAGCGGUUGCGAAUAAAUAAAAACCUCUUCUGGCCUGGAUGGCAAGUUAA